Messenger RNA from Prosopis cineraria, 763 nucleotides. RefSeq lists its product as uncharacterized. Lineage: Eukaryota; Viridiplantae; Streptophyta; Magnoliopsida; Fabales; Fabaceae. The transcript has 5 exons. The coding region runs from base 173 to 616 and encodes 147 amino acids. The record is from RefSeq and is a predicted model, not a curated record.
UUCAAGUAGCGAAGAUCAUCCUUAUAGCGUUCUGAACGCCAAAAAGUUCGAACGCACUGUUCGUAUAUCACAACUAGUCCAGAGCAGUCUCCACCGGCGGGAAAUGACUCCUGAACCCACUUGAUACACCUUCGAAAUUAAAGCCAAGAUUAGUUGCGGAAAAUCAAUUAACAUGGUCAGCGUUAACAGAAUGCAGAGUAUAAAGCUGCAGCCAGAAGAGCAAUGGACUUCAGCCUUGGCCGGUUUAUGGAGCCCCUGGUGUUUGGAGAUUAUCCAAAAAGCAAAAGGGAUUUGGUCAAGCAUAGGCUGCCCUCUUGCACCCAAGAAGAAAAGAACUUGGUUAAAGGGUCCUUUGAUUUUAUUGGAAUCAAUUACUAUACUUCAAGAUAUGCUAAAGGAAGCGGUUCAUAUAUAUCUACCCGAUGGGGCUAGAGAAGCUAUUGAAUUUCAUGAAGGACGAAUUCAGGAAUCACUGAAGCUAACGCAGAGAAUAUUAAACUGGAAGAAGCUCUGUGGGAUACACACAGAAUCAUCAAAACCCUUAGGCAUCUGCGUAGGAUUCACAAUGCAAUCACCAAUCAGGAACGGAGUGAAGGUGAAGGGGUUCAGGCACUGAACUGUGUUUGAUGACUUUGAAUAGGGGGAAGGUUAUGUUCCAAGAUACAGGCUUUACUGCAUAGAUUUCAAGAACGAUCUUAAGCGCAUUCCCAAACUCUCGUCUCCUUUGUAAUAAAAUGAAAGCAGUUGCAGUCGGUCUUUAGAG